GUGAUGGAGUACCUUAUUGGUGGAGACGUCAAAUCUCUUCUUCAUAUUUAUGGAUAUUUUGAUGAAGAAAUGGCUGUUAAGUACAUUUCUGAAGCAGCAUUGGCUCUUGACUACCUUCAUAGGCAUGGGAUAAUCCACAGGGAUCUGAAGCCUGACAACAUGCUCAUUUCUAAUCAGGGCCAUAUAAAGUUGACAGACUUUGGGCUUUCCAGAGUUACUCUGAACAGAGAGAUAAAUAUGAUGGAUAUCCUUACUACACCAUCAAUGGCAAAGCCAAAACAAGACUACUCACGUACUCCAGGACAAUUGUUGUCCCUCAUCAGUUCACUGGGUUUUUAUACUCCAGUUGGAAUGAAGAUGCCAGAGCGCAAUUCAAGUCAAUCAUCUGACAGUCUGCAUGGAGUGGCUUCUCCCUUACCUAUGGUCCAAAAGGAAAAUACCCCUCUUUCAAGUAAAUUAUUCAAAACAUAUCUUGACACUUCUCAACUAACUCCUGUGAUGCCAGUGAGAAGUUUAACUCCUACUGUACUUCAGUCAAGAAAAAGGUUUGGUACCUCCAGUGCCGGUAGUCAGUCGCACACAUACUUGUCCAGUACGGAAUCAGAAUGCUGCAGCAGCCCCAGGUGGGAGAAAGAUGUAGAGCAAAGCGAAGGUGAACUAUGUUCUACAAUAGUCAAACCAAGUAACAGUGGGUCGGCUCUCCUUUCAAAUGUAGAAUUGCUGAAUAGCAAAAGUAUUGAAGCUUUAAAGAAAAAAGAACUGGAGUCUGCCAUUUCUCCCAUCGGCAGCAAUGAUUCUGGCAGUAGGCAGAAGUUGGGAAGUGAACAUCCUGAUGUAACAGAUACUCCUGUGACCACACUGGAUGUGAAAGGCUUAGUCAGAAAAUGUCUUUCAGGAAAUAAGAUUUGGGAAGAGAAACUCUUCAUAAAUAAAAGAGAGAUGAUUAAUGAAACAGCAGAGACUUCCAGUCAGCAACAGUCACCUUCAAGGCAGAAUGAGCCUGUCAAGCCUAUCAAAGAAGAGGAAAUUUUUGAAAAGCCAGGUGUAAAAAGAAGCUUUGAAUUAGUUGAUACCAGUCCUUGUCAGGAACUUAACUAUGUUAAAAAAAGCAACGCUGAAUAUAAACGUGGCUGUCAGAUCUCAGAAUUUCCAGCAAACAAAAGGACAGGUUUGACAACAGAAAUUGAAUCCAUAAUGCUUUGUGAUGAUGGAUGCCAACGUGACACCUGCAAAAGCAAGGAAGAAGUUGAGAGUGUUAUUGGUAACAAGCAAACAGUAGAAAAAUCACUUACUCCAACUGUAGCCAAAAAUCUUAUGUGUGAUCUGGAUGCAGACUAUGAAAAGGGUGAUAAAAAGGACUAUAUGAACUCAAGUUUUCUAGGCACUGAUGAUGAAAAACCUUUGGGAAUCCUCAGUGCAGAUUCUGAUUUAUCACUUCCUGAAGUGUCUGUUACAGAAAGCCAUUUAGAAAAGCAGCUUUUAGAUUUGGACAAAAGUGUUAGAGACCUCUCCUUUGAGGAGCCAAAAACAGAAGGCAUACUAACAACAUCACCAGAGUCCCGAGAUGCCUCACAAAAUGGAGGGGAAGCACAUACUAUCCAGGACUGCAAGCCAUUACAUCAUGAAAAGGAUAAUGACCAAACGCACAUGAAGGAAACUUAUCUUGACACAGUUUCUUCUCCUUCAGAAAAGAUGAUGGAAGCGCUGAAUCUCUUUAAAAAAAAUGCUGUUGUUUUUCGAAGUUAUAAUAGUUCAAUUAAUAUAUCCAAUGCAUCUGAGCCAUGUAGCAUGGCUUCCUUAGAUAUAAUGGAUCUCUCACCUGCUUGUAGUGGCUCUUACCCAACAGCUAUUACUCCAUUACAGAAAGGAAGACCUUAUAGAGUCUAUCAGACACCUCAUCAGGGAGAUGCUGGCACACCAUAUAGGACUCCAAAGAGCGUAAGAAGAGGAGCCGCCCCAGUAGAAGGUGAACGCAUCCUAGGAACCCCAGACUACCUCGCACCUGAGCUGCUUUUGACAAAGCCUCAUGGUUCUGCUGUAGACUGGUGGGCCCUUGGAGUUUGUCUGUAUGAGUUUCUAACUGGAAUUCCACCUUUUAAUGAUGAAACACCAGCACAAGUCUUUCAAAAUAUUUUGAAAAGAGAUAUUCCCUGGCCUGAGGGUGAAGAAAAGCUGUCUGAUAAUGCCCAAAAUGCAAUAGAUAUUCUUCUGACAAUUGACAGUACUAAGAGAGCUGGACUGAAGGAACUGAAACAUCACCCUCUCUUUCAUGGUGUGGACUGGGAUAACCUACAGAACCAAACCAUGCCGUUUAUACCUCAGCCGGAUGAUGAAACUGAUACCUCUUACUUUGAAGCAAGGAAUAAUGCUCAGCACCUGACUGUGUCUGGAUUUAGCUUAUAGCAUCAAGAUAAGUGAACUUUUUCCAUGUUUGUGCACACUUACAGGUUGCUCUGUAACACUAGCUUGGUCUUAACUAAGUUUCCUUGCCAAAUUUAGAGUGUGUUUUAAGUUAUCAGGCUGGUUUUAUUAUUGUAUCCUUUAUUCUAAAGUGAAACUACUGUACGAAACUUUGCUGGUGUCAAGUGCCUUCAUGUUACUACUUAUCUCACUUACUGCACCUUACUAAGACGCCAGAGCAUUGUAUUUCUUGGAGCUAAUAACACUUGGCAGUGAUGGGGCUUUAUUAAUAGCAAUUAAUUACUCGUUAGGAUGUGUAAAGUUAUUUCCCAGUUAAACUUAAUAGGGAAAGGACAUAAAUGCAUGCUACUUGUAUCUAAUUAUAACUUACCAGUUGGUGGUUCAGUGUAACGUCAGUCUUGUUUGGGAGUAGUCCUUUUUGACCAGUUUGAAUAUAUAUCCACUGUGCAAAGAUGAUGUUUUUACUCAAGGUGGAAAAUUGCAAUCUUAAUGCAGCAUUGAAACAUCUGUCUUCUGUUUGUCUUAUCCCAAGAAGGGUUGAAAGAGACAGUGUUGUUCAAAGCUGACUUGGCUGGCUGCAGCAUGUGCAGUUUCACUUUAAACUGUUGCAUUGUAACCACUUACACUGUAGGAAGACGGACUGUACAGUGUACAUUUUAGUAAUUUUUUAAAUAGAAAAUGCUGAGUAUCUGUGUUUGUGCUCACUCAUGUCAGAUGAUAGAAAACAAACAAAAAUCACCUGAGUAUUAUCUAACAAGUGAAGUAUUAUUCAUACUGAAGCUGCUAUAUACUAAAGAAUAUAAUGCAUUGCAAAUUAGCAGACUGUUGUUCUGUAAACUCACAACCAGAUCUUCGAUUUUACUAGAACUUAAGUUACAAGUAUUAUAAAUCCUAAUUAGGGGGAAGUAUAUUUAAAUCUAUUUUCAAAUGCAACACAAAACUUGCUUCUGCUCAGUUUUAGGGGUUUAUUUGUAGCUAAUUAUCUUCAAUAUUUUUCUUGAAUAAGUAUCUUCCUCAGCUAGCUGACUGAAGAUUUUUAGUUUUCAGGUUCAUACUUGCUAGAUAAAGAUCACUUGU
Chroicocephalus ridibundus (black-headed gull) is the source of this 3498-nucleotide messenger RNA. RefSeq names its product serine/threonine-protein kinase greatwall-like. The coding region runs from base 4 to 2403 and encodes 799 amino acids. Gene Ontology annotation, molecular function: protein serine/threonine kinase activity; ATP binding. The transcript has 10 exons. NCBI's taxonomy places the organism in Eukaryota, Metazoa, Chordata, Aves, Charadriiformes, Laridae. Gene Ontology annotation, biological process: intracellular signal transduction; peptidyl-serine phosphorylation. The record is from RefSeq and is a predicted model, not a curated record.